CAAAGUUGUUGCAUCUUUUUCAGCGCACAGUGAUGUAUAACAGAGUGAAAAACUCUGAAAAGGACAAUCUGGUGAGACAGUUCCAAGGUGUCACUCAAGUGGAUCCAAAGGAAGCCAGAGAGAUUCUCAGGAAAAACAACUGGAAAUUAGACGAAGCUAUGGACAAUUUUUAUACUCUUCAGAUUCACAGGAGAGCCCCAGCUGCCAGUGGUUAUCAGAGGGCAGACAGAAGAGCAAUUGAAAAUUUGUUCAGACAUUACGCAAACCCAGAUAGACCAGAAACAAUGUUUGCCGAGGAAAUUAUACGUUUUUGCGGUGACCUCAAAUUGGACCCUACUUCCCUACCAGUUUUAGUUUUGGCCUGGAAAUUCAAGGCCAAGCGCCAGUGUGUCUUCACAAAGCAAGAAUUUGUUGAGGGAAUGUAUGAACUUGGAAGUGAUAGUAUAGAAAAGCUUAGAUCCACUAUUCCCCAGAUGAUGAACGAAGUUAAAAACACCAACAGCGUUGGCUUCAAGCAGCUAUACCGCUACACAUUCGGCUAUGCAAAAGACGAAGGAAAGAAGAAUUUGGAUAUCGACACAGCUGCCGCCUACUGGACUCUUCUUCUCGAAAACAAAUUCAUUUUUCUCAACCUCUGGAAAGAGUUUUUAUCUGGUGCAGAUGGCAGGAAGCGCAACACGAUUCCGGAAGAUACGUGGAAUGUGACUUUAGACUUUGUGAACCAGAUCGGAAGUUUCGAGGAAUACGACACGGAAGGUGCGUGGCCUACCCUUUUGGACGAGUUCGUAGAGUACGCCAGAUGGAAGCAAGAAGAAGCACAGAAGGAAUCGACAGCAAAUUCAGCUACAGCAGAAGAAAAAAUGCAAUUAGACUGAAAUGAAAGUCUCAGUAGCUUUUCAAAACUGUUCCGAUCCCCUUUUCGAACUCUCUUUUUGAAUCUUCUCAUCUGGUUUUAUCUGGUGUACACUAACGAAACGAAGCCGUCCAAGGUUGAGAUGCUGAUAUCUAGAUUUACUAUGAAUUUAAUUUUUAAAA
Symsagittifera roscoffensis is the source of this 1035-nucleotide messenger RNA. RefSeq names its product DCN1-like protein 1. Bases 33 to 875 code for a protein of 280 amino acids. Lineage: Eukaryota; Metazoa; Xenacoelomorpha; Acoela; Convolutidae. The record is from RefSeq and is a predicted model, not a curated record. Gene Ontology annotation, molecular function: ubiquitin conjugating enzyme binding; ubiquitin-like protein binding; cullin family protein binding. Gene Ontology annotation, cellular component: ubiquitin ligase complex. The transcript has 4 exons. Gene Ontology annotation, biological process: protein neddylation.